This is a messenger RNA of Egretta garzetta (little egret), 869 nucleotides long. RefSeq names its product intraflagellar transport 20 (gene IFT20). NCBI's taxonomy places the organism in Eukaryota, Metazoa, Chordata, Aves, Pelecaniformes, Ardeidae. The transcript is spliced from 4 exons. The coding region runs from base 1 to 525 and encodes 174 amino acids. Gene Ontology annotation, biological process: centrosome localization; protein localization to cilium; intraciliary transport. Gene Ontology annotation, cellular component: cilium; intraciliary transport particle B; centrosome. The record is from RefSeq and is a predicted model, not a curated record.
AUGCCCCCUUUAGGAGAAACGCGUGUCCGUAAAGGCAGCCAGGCCGGCUCUGUAACGAGAGAGAGAAAUGCGGAGGCAAAGAGAGCUCUCCAGUUCCAACAGCGAUCUGCCCAAAUGCCUUCACUAGAACCAAGUUUUCAGUCAGUUCUAGCGCUCCAGGCCCUUGCUCGCUUCCCGGGCCAAGCAGAACGAAGCUGGGCACGUGCAGAACCCCCUGGGCAGCCCGAGCCGCAGUCGUUUUUUUUCUUUGCAGAAAUAGUAGAAUUUCAGAAAAUAGUGGGUAGCUUAAUUGAACUCGUUGAUCAACUGGCAAAAGCUGCUGAAAGCGAGAAGAUGAAGGCCAUCGGUGCACGAAAUUUGCUGAAGUCUAUAGCAAAGCAGAGGGAAGCUCAGGAACAGCAACUUCAGGCUUUAAUAGCUGAGAAAAAGGUGCAGCUGGAAAGAUACCAGAUAGAGUACGAGACUCUCUGCAAAAUUGAAGCAGACCAGAACGAAUUCAUUGACCAAUUCAUUUUUCAGAAAUAGAGGCUCUGAAGAUAAAAACGAACUUGGAAACUUGACCAUUCCAGAAUCUUGAGAAUUUAAGAAAUAUGCAAUUUUUUUUCACUGUGUGCGAACGAAGAGCUGGGUUGUACAAACGGACGCGUCUGUUAAUGCAGCGCCAACGGCACUACCAGCGGCAAUAGGGAGAGCUUUCCAACAGAUGUAAAGACUGUUCUGUCCUUUGAUUUUAUAGCAGUUUUGUACAGGCGGCAGUUCCAAAUCGCAUUAUAGCUGAAUUAAUACUACUGUUGCAAUGUUAAUCUUUCUCACUUUUUGAAGCCUUCAGCUCUUUCAAAGAAAUCAGGAAAUAAAUUAUUGUUUUCAGA